AAAAACCAAAUAAACUUUUGUUUUGUUUUAUAAUUGUUUCGGUCAACAUUAGCUCGUCGACAAAGAUUCAUUUCGAUUCCCAAACCAAACAACAAGAACACAAAAAUUAACUUCGAGAGAGAGAGAAAACAUAAAUGGAUCCGUCGGAGUCUUCCCCCGGCGGCAACCUUUCCGACCAACAGAACCAGAAACGUCAGCUUCAGAUCUCUGGUCCUCGCCCUUCACCUCUCAGCGUCCACAAAGACUCUCACAAGAUCAAGAAACCUCCUAAACACCCUGCUCCUCCUCCGCCUCAUCACCGCGACCAACAACCUCCGCUCCACGCCGCCGCUCGAGAGCCGGUGGUCAUCUACGCCGUCUCUCCGAAAGUCGUCCACACCACAACCUCAGAUUUCAUGAACGUCGUCCAGCGUCUCACCGGCAUCUCCUCCGCCGUUUUCCUCGAAUCAAGUAACGGCGGUGAUGUGUCUCCGGCGGCUAGACUCGCCGCGACGGAGAAUGCUAGCCCGAGAGGAGGAAAGGAACCGGAGACGACGGUGGAAAUCUCGACGGCUAUGGAAGAAGCAGCUGAGUUCAGUGGCUAUGCGCCGGGGAUACUCUCCCCUUCUCCAGCUAUGUUACCGACAGCUUCCGCCGGAAUAUUUUCUCAGCCGGGAUGGUUUUCGCCGGCGGGGUUAAUGAGCCCGUUUGGUUUUGCAAGCUUGGUUGCUUCUCCAACGUUUGCUGAUGUCUGUAGAGAUAUUUGGGGACCUUAGAAUGUAGUUUUUGAUUGUAAAAAGCCUCAAAGGGUUUAAAGAAGAGGUUCGUGUCAUUUGUUAUGUAUACUUAUAACUUUUAGACAAAGUAGAUUUUCUCCUGACCUAUAGAUACUAUAAUAAGGAAGUAGUUCUAAAGUUUCUUUUUAUAGUAAGUAGUAGUUUUUUUUUUCUCAUGUGGCUGUGAUGAUAGAGUUCCAAGUUCCUCCAAUCAAUGUACUACCACAACUGUAAAAACC
This is a messenger RNA of Eruca vesicaria subsp. sativa (arugula), 994 nucleotides long. The record is from the annotation of a GenBank genome assembly. Lineage: Eukaryota; Viridiplantae; Streptophyta; Magnoliopsida; Brassicales; Brassicaceae.